AUGUGUUGUGGAGAAGUUGUCAUCUUAAUAUCAUUGGCAAUCCUAAGCGCUAUCUUGAGCUUGUCUUCAUCAUGCAACCGACGCAAUUGGCUUUGCACUGCUCCCUGGAAGAAAUGGGGUGGAUCUUGCUACCUCAGCACUCAAAGGCAUCUGACGUACGACGACGCCCGUGAAGCCUGUCGUAGACAGGUGGCAGCGCCGCGCUCAGACCAGGAAAACGACUUCCUGGCAAGCCUGGCCCAAGGCAGUGUGAUUUGGGUGGCUUGCACUGAUCGCAGGCAGGAGGGGCUGUGGGAGUGUGAAGGGUUUCAAGAUGGUCAAGGAAUCUUUGCCAACUGGAGGAAGGGGGAGCCAAAUAACUGCGGAGUGCGGGAGGACUGUGUCUAUUUACAGCUAUCAUAUAAGUGGAAUGACGUACGGUGUGAGAUUGAGAUACAGGCGGUUUGCAAGCGAUAA
Messenger RNA from Patiria miniata (bat star), 456 nucleotides. Its product is annotated as hepatic lectin-like. The transcript has a single exon. The record is from RefSeq and is a predicted model, not a curated record. Bases 1 to 456 code for a protein of 151 amino acids. NCBI's taxonomy places the organism in Eukaryota, Metazoa, Echinodermata, Asteroidea, Valvatida, Asterinidae.